Lagenorhynchus albirostris (white-beaked dolphin) is the source of this 556-nucleotide messenger RNA. RefSeq names its product spermatid-specific linker histone H1-like protein. Gene Ontology annotation, cellular component: nucleosome. Gene Ontology annotation, molecular function: DNA binding. Gene Ontology annotation, biological process: nucleosome assembly. The record is from RefSeq and is a predicted model, not a curated record. Bases 1 to 528 code for a protein of 175 amino acids. NCBI's taxonomy places the organism in Eukaryota, Metazoa, Chordata, Mammalia, Artiodactyla, Delphinidae. The transcript has a single exon.
AUGAAGAAAGACACUUCGCUGCCACCCCCAUCUGGGCCCUUGGCCUCAAACAGUGCCCUGGGUGCAGUCCAGCAGGCCAGCACGUCCGGACUCCCGAGCAAGAGAGGGACUGGGUGCCACGCCUCCUCCAAAACCCACCGGAAGCCCAACAUAUCCAAAGUGAUCCUGGGGGUCAUGGCGAGCAAGGGGGCGCGCAAGCGCGUGUCCCUGGCUACCCUGAGGAAGGCCGUCGCCACCAGCGGCUACAACAUGACCCGCAGCGCCUGGCGCUUCAAGCGAGCACUCAAGAGGCUGGUGGACAAGGGCAUACUCAAGCAGGUGACAGGCAAGGGGGCCACAGGCUCCGUCUUCAUGGCCAGCAAGCAUGCCUCCAAGUUCAAGCCCGAGGCAAAGAGACGGCAACGGCAGCGGCAGUGGCAGUCGGGGCAGCGCCGGCCUGGGCAGCGCCGGUUGCCCAUGGGCUCCAAGCAGGGGCACAAGAAGCUCGCCAAGGGGGUUCGCAGGGCGGCCAAAUGCUGCCACAGUUAACCAGGAAGGCUGGGCAAGCAGGGAGGGC